Molecule: messenger RNA, 5494 nt
Organism: Hipposideros armiger (great roundleaf bat)
Lineage: Eukaryota; Metazoa; Chordata; Mammalia; Chiroptera; Hipposideridae
Gene: ESYT2
Product: extended synaptotagmin 2
Exons: 24
Coding region: 131-2827 (898 amino acids)
Biological process (GO): lipid transport
Cellular component (GO): endoplasmic reticulum membrane
Molecular function (GO): calcium-dependent phospholipid binding; phosphatidylinositol binding; calcium ion binding
Source: RefSeq, a predicted model, not a curated record
GCGCCGCCCGUGGGCGGAAGCGCGGGCGGGCUGUAAGGACGGCGCCGUCCCCUCAGAGGGGCGCUGGCGCGCGGGCCGAGGCUCCUGGGCCGGGACGGGACGCAGUCGCUGCGCGGCUGGGCGGCUGGCGAUGAGCGACUCCCGGGCCCCGGGCCCCGAGGCCGGCGCCACCCGGGCCGAGCCGACCGGAGCGGCGCUGAGCGUGGACGUGACGGGGCUGCUGGCGCAGCUGGCGCGCAGCUUCGCGCUGCUGCUGCCGGUGUACGCGCUCGGCUACCUGGGCCUGAGCUUCAGCUGGGUGCUGCUGGCCCUCGCGCUGCUCGCGUGGUGCCGGCGGAGCCGCGGCCUCAAGGCCACCCGCCUGUGCCGCGCGCUGGCGCUGCUGGAGGACGAGGAGCGCGCCGUGCGCCUGGGGGUGCGCGCCUGCGACCUGCCGGCCUGGGUCCAUUUUCCAGACACUGAAAGAGCAGAAUGGCUAAAUAAGACUGUAAAACAUAUGUGGCCUUUCAUUUGCCAAUUUAUAGAGAAGUUGUUUCGAGAAACCAUAGAGCCAGCUGUGCGGGGAGCAAACACCCACCUCAGUACCUUUAGCUUCACAAAAGUCGACAUGGGUCAGCAGCCCCUCAGGAUCAAUGGUGUUAAGGUGUAUACUGAAAAUGUGGACAAAAGGCAAAUCAUUUUGGACCUUCAGAUUAGUUUUGUAGGAAAUUGUGAGAUUGAUUUGGAGAUCAAGCGAUAUUUUUGUAGAGCCGGUGUGCAGAGUAUACAGAUUCAUGGUACGAUGCGGGUGAUCCUGGAACCGCUGAUCGGAGACAUGCCCCUAGUGGGAGCCCUGUCUAUCUUCUUCCUCAGGAAGCCGCUUUUAGAAAUUAACUGGACAGGACUGACUAAUCUUCUCGAUAUCCCUGGAUUAAACGGCUUAUCAGAUACUAUCAUUUUGGAUAUAAUUUCAAACCACCUGGUGCUUCCCAAUCGAGUCACUGUUCCUCUGGUCAGCGAAGUCCAAAUAGCCCAGCUGCGGUUCCCGAUACCAAAGGGUGUCCUGCGGAUACACUUCAUUGAAGCUCAGGAUCUUCAGGGCAAGGACACUUAUCUGAAGGGGAUUUUCAAGGGAAAGUCAGACCCCUAUGGAGUUAUUCGAGUUGGCAACCAGAUCUUCCAAAGCAAGGUCAUCAAAGAGAACCUUAGUCCAAAGUGGAACGAGGUAUACGAGGCCUUAGUCUACGAGCACCCUGGACAGGAACUAGAGAUCGAGCUCUUUGAUGAAGACCCGGACAAGGAUGACUUUCUGGGCAGUCUUAUGAUUGAUCUGACCGAAGUUGAGAAGGAACGCCUGUUAGAUGAAUGGUUCGCCCUGGACGAGGUUUGCAAAGGGAAGCUGCACUUGAAGCUGGAGUGGCUCACGCUCAUGCCAGACGCCUCCGCCCUGGACAAGGUGCUGACAGACAUCAGAGCCGACAAAGGCCCAGCCAACGACGGUCUUUCCUCUUCCUUGCUGAUCUUGUAUUUGGAUUCAGCGAGGAACCUUCCAAGUAUCUACGAGGGAAACUUUGGGUGUGGCUACUUAAAAGAGAGGCGAGCGUCCGGACUAGUGUUUUGUGAAAAUACUGCCUCAGUCUAUAGAGCACUAUUUAGUAAUCCAUUAGAGUUUAACCCUGACGUCUUGAAGAAGUCUGCAGUUCAGAAAGCUUUAAAGUCGGGGAAGAAACUAAACAGCAACCCAAACCCUCUUGUGCAGAUGUCGGUUGGUCACAAGGCCCAGGAGAGCAAGAUUCGGUAUAAAACCAAUGAACCUGUGUGGGAGGAACACUUCACUUUCUUCAUUCACAACCCCAAGCGCCAGGACCUUGAAGUCGAGGUCAAAGAUGAACAGCAUCAGUGUUCCCUGGGGAAUCUGAGGAUCCCUCUCAGCCAGCUGCUCACCAGCGAUGACAUGACCAUGAACCAGCGAUUCCAGCUCAGUAAUUCCGGCCCAAACAGCACUCUGAAGAUGAAGAUUGCCCUCCGGGUACUCCACCUGGAAAAGCAGGAGCAGUCUCCAGACCACCAGCACUCGGCUCAAGUAAAGCGACCCUCUAUUUCCAAAGAAGGGAGAAAAAUAUCUGUCAGAUCUCAGAGGACUGCAUCGCCUGUUGCUGGUAACAGCAACACAGCCCCGUCCACACCAGUCAUAGGGGGCAGCGAUAAGCCUGGCACAGAGGAGAGAGCUCAGCCUGUGGAGGCCAGCCCUCAGGGGCCGCGAGACCUGGGCAGAAGUGCCUCCAGCCUCCAGGUGGGCGCCGCCCUCUCCCCCAGCCACGUGUUUGUCAAGGAGCCCACCCCCAGCAUUGCCUCGGACAUAUCACUGCCCAUCGCCACACAGGAGCUCCGGCAGAGGCUGCGGCAGCUCGAGAAUGGGACGACGCUGGGACAGUCCCCGCUAGGGCAGAUCCAGCUGACGGUCCGGCACAGCUCGCAGAGAAACAAGCUGGUGGUCGUCGUGCACGCCUGCAGAAAUCUCAUUGCCUUCUCUGAAGAUGGCUCCGACCCCUACGUCCGCAUGUACUUGUUACCAGAUAAGAGGAGGUCAGGAAGGAGAAAAACGCACGUGUCCAAGAAAACGCUGAACCCCGUGUUUGAUCAGAGCUUUGAUUUUAGCGUUUCACUACCAGAGGUGCAGAGGAGAACACUGGACGUCGCUGUGAAGAACAGUGGUGGCUUCCUGUCCAAAGACAAAGGGCUUCUCGGCAAAGUGCUGGUAGGUCUGGCCUCCGAAGAGCUCGCCAAAGGCUGGACGCAGUGGUAUGACCUCACAGAAGACGGGACGAGGCCGCACAUGGUGACAUAGGCGCAGGGGGUGCAAGGAGCCCUGCUUGGCACCUGCCCAGCCCGCGUGCUGGAAUGCACCCUGCCACGGACACACCGAUGCUAUUUUUCUACUUUUCAUGUACUUGGUUAUAUAUACCUUCCUAGUUUUAUAAAACAUGACAUUUUAGGCAUAUUUGGCCAAUAUUAUUGUUAACUUUUGUAUGUUUGAUCUCCUCUCGUACUUCACCAUGACUAGAGUGUACGGUAGGACAGCAGUGGUUGUUGUGUUUUGUUCAUCUGUAUGUCAGUUGCUUCUGCUGGGAUGCAGAUUCGUGUAUAUGCUUUAUCAUUGCCUUGCUCUGUAUAGCACUGGGGCUCACUAUGCCAUGUAAAUAGACUCUAUUUUUUAUAAUCUCUACACGCUGGUUUGAAAUCAGAAGAAAAUGGAUUAAGGAAAUAUAUAUAUUUUUUUCUUCUAAAACUUAUUAAAUUCUUAUGACAAAUAAUCAGUCUUGUCUUUGCAGGAAAAAGUUUUCAGUGACUUAUUUUGUGCUUUCUUUUUAAAAAGAAAAGGUAAAAGAUUAUCAAACAUAAGUAUAUUUGUGCCCAUUACCAAUGAAAGAAAGUACUCAAAAUUUAACAGUUUCAUAAAGAUGUAUUAUUGAGAAGUCGGUUGAAGUGCUUCUAAGGAAAAGUGUUAUAUAGCUGAGUAGCAUAAAAUAUUAGAGGAAUUGUCACGGUUCAUAAAUUAUACUAAUCUGAAAUCUCUCAUGUAAAACAAAAUGUCUUAAGUUUAUUUUUAAUUGCUUGUUAUAACUUAUUCAUGAAAUAGUGCACAGAAACCCAACUACACUUUCCCUAAAAUAUAAUACAGACAGAUUUUCGAUGUUAGCAGUUAGGCUAUUGUGAAAUAAUCCAUCGUGAGCUUGUUAACUUCCCGUGUUUUCUCAGCCUGUAAAGAAAGACAAGCUCACGCCGUCACCAUAAAAGACUGUGAGAUAAAUCGGGUGUCAGGACGCUGGGUUAAAUACUGAGAGCUGGUUCCUGCAUUCGUCAGCGUGGCAUCUCACGCGAGAUCAGUCACCUAAGCUGGUGCUGGGGGUCGCUCUGCUCUCGACGCACAGGCCGCCACGGGGCCCCCCUGGCAUUGGCACAGUGGGUGUUGGCUGCAAACCACCCUUUCCUGGGUGUCCUUACGUCACGCCACGACUGGCCUCACUAUUGGACUAUUGUUACACACUUUUUAUUCUGGAAUAUAUUUUUCUCCUUAGAUUAUUAAAAGGAUGUUUUACAUACUUCAGAGUGUCAAAUGGCGGUGCCGUGAGCUGUGCGUGCCAUAAAUGAAGGAUGCAGGCGGUGUUACAUGUUUUAAGCUGGACGAUGCAAAUGACUUCCUUAGCCAUAAGAACAUUCUCAAGUCAUUGGGGAAAUAGCGCUAUGUGGCGGCGAUGGGCGAUCAUGUCAGAAAGUGCUGCAUGGGCUUCGACUGCUCGCAUGACCGCCCACACGUGCCCAGGUGCCUGCGGGGACGCCCACCGCGCCUUCUGCGCACUCCUGUUCCCAGCGGAUUGUCAUCUUGUUUCGUUCACUUUGAACCCUGGGUUUCUUUACAGUGGAGCCUGCAGCUUCGCAGCACGUUGCGUGUCAUCAGAAAGACUUGUCUGCGUUCACUGUGUCCUAUGUAACAUGCAGGAGGAUACUUACGGCUGCGUUGGCGCACACGUGGAUGUGUGUGCACAGAGCACUUGACGGGCCAUUUCAGUAGCAUGAGAAAGACAGGUACCUGUCCAUGGUAGCAGAUGGAUUGAAGAUAUAUUAAAAAUUAGGUCUGUUAAAGGGCUUAUGGCAUAAUCUGUCACUAAGAAGAAACACUCAUUGCAAUUUGGCAUACAGUAAUUUUUACCAACAUCUUACAUUUUUGGCUUUUGCAACCAUGUGCUUCACCUUUUCAAGUGUAUUUUAAUUGAUGGGAUGCUGCCUUCCAGCAGUUAGGUAAAGUGAAUACAAUGAGAGGUACAAAGCCUGUUAGCUGCAGGUUCCCAGGCCCCUGGCAGAGGGAAGGAAAGAAAGGAAGGGCUUGGUUCCUUCCAAGGGCUUGAGAACACCUCCAGGCGAGAUCCUGUCCGCUGAUCGCCGUUCUGAGGGCAGCUCUCAUUCUGUGGGAGAGAGGGUGAGAAUUCCCCUGCCCGCACGGCGGUCGGUGGAGCACCCUGUGAGUUCUCAGUGCUGGGUUCCAGUUCCGUCCUAAGGACCGAUUCAUCCAGGGAAAGGGAACUGUAACUACCCCACACUGAGCCAAACCAGGGGAGGGAAAUUCACGGGAAUGAAUUUGAAGUCUCUUAGUUUGCACAUGUGGGUGGCUUGUCCUGUGCCUUAAAAUACAAAGUGUAAAUAAAAGUUUCAAAUGAAAACAAAAGAAGCCUAGUGGUUGUAUUUACCACAAGUCAUGUUCUGUAUGAGGGGCGUUCUUUUCACAGAUUCUCUGCAUCAAGGGCGCAGCCCUUCUUUUGCCAGAACCUAAGCCAGAUGCAAACCUGUGCUUUGAAACUGUGCUUGUUUUUCACAUUGACUCCAAUUCUAUUAAUAGCUGGACCGCCCACUGCUAAUGGGAAACCGCAGAGAGUUUCUAUUGUAGGACGCCCUUUUUGUUCAGCUAAUUUUACAUGACAGUGCAUGUAUUUAUUCAAUAAACUUUUAUGUUAGCUCA